GCAUUGCAACAGAAGUGGCAAAAAUUAAAAUCGCGUGUAGCAUACUCGUUGAACAAUAUCAUACUAAAUUCAAAGCCCAUCUAAGGAUCGCACAAGCCGCGCAGCACCCCAGUUCAGUGGUCAGUCAGUGGUGUGAAUAACCGUAUAUCCAGAACCUUAAGUGCAAGCCGAUGCCUACCGCCAUCAAAACGUGUGCGGUAAAACAAGUAAUUUUAAGCGAACCAUUUGAGGACAAACCUCGCCAUAAGACCUCAGCUCUGGUGUGAAAAGUGAUUGGCGCUGUGUACCUUCUAAUUAACCAACGCUCGUUUAGCGCUCUCGGUGGCCAGGCUGAAAAUAGAAGUCACGAUGAGGUCAUUGUCGCUUGUCCUAGCAAUUAUGCUGAGCCUGCUGUUACUAAGCGAGAUGAUCCUAGCCACUCCCGUUCUGCUGGACAAGCUGUUCGGAUUUGCUGCAUACCAGCCGACCUACUCGGGUUACGGUUACGGAGGGAAUCAGUACGGCUAUUAUGGUACCGGCGGUGGAGGCCCCGGUUCCGGUCCGACACAUCGACGAAAACCGAAGGGUCGUUCGUACAAGGACAUCUGCCGGGUGGUGAACCCAACGCAGUACGCUUUGCCCGGUAGUGCCGCUUUUCCGGCGGCGCCGUUCUGUCCGUAUUAGCUGAGGUAUCAUGAAAUCAUAAUUAAAAACAAAAAAAAACUCGUUCCUUUCAAGUGUAAAUCUCACUUUGAUGAUAGUGUUAGAAACGUUAGUCAUAAGCCAGUGAUU
Molecule: messenger RNA, 771 nt
Organism: Sabethes cyaneus
Lineage: Eukaryota; Metazoa; Arthropoda; Insecta; Diptera; Culicidae
Exons: 1
Coding region: 349-663 (104 amino acids)
Source: RefSeq, a predicted model, not a curated record